GAGACAGACGUUGUUUCGAUGGGCGCGGGAGCAUCUAAGGAGCAGCCAGGGCACAAAGCAGCAACGGCAAGUGGGACAGAGAAUCACUCGCAAAUGAGCACCAAUCUUCUCGGCAGGAUUGCCGAACCUAACAAGGGUGACAAGCCGACAAUCCGACCAGACAGCUCGUCGUCUCAGCAGCCGCAAUCACCACCGGCGCCGGUGUCUCUCCCCCGACAGGAACACCUCGACUCGUCGAUCCAGUCCAAAAUUCGCGAUGAGCUGAGCCGGCUCAAGAAGCAGGAGGCCACUGUGCGGCAGCAGAUCGAGGCCGCUCUGGAAAAGGAGAGCCUGGAUCGAGCAUCGCAGUCGGCGUCCAAGGGUGCAAAGGGAAAGUCUAGCAUCUUGCUCCGUCAAGAGCUCGACGACGUCCGUUCCAAGAUCGAGCGGCACACUCAGAGGAAGCAAAAGGUUGAAAAGGCACCUGGCGUAAAGGAAGCGAGGAGUGAGGUGCUCAAAUGCUACAACGAAAAUCCAGGGCGGUCACUUGAGUGCUGGGCCCAGGUUCAGAACUUCAAGGAUGCCGUCGCAAGAGCAGAAAAGGACUUUGUCGCAUCCAUGGCCAGCUAGAUUUCCAAACGAAUGGCAAUGCAUUUACACGGGUCCAACUUUUUGACCGGAACGUAGGCCCAAGCGACCCUGCUAUGGUGAAGGCUCUAUUGAAUCUUGUCUUGGUUAUCGAGAACUCUUCGGAGUGGACCCUAGCCCUGAGAGAUAUGAUUUGAUUGACAGUCCGAGCCAUCGUACGACCUCUUCGUAGAGGGUCUCGCAGCCAGACCGCACAAAGAUCUUCGUAGCCGCUCGAUGCCGCGCCUUUCAGCUCAUUGGCAGAGGGAUCAGAGGUCAGAGUAUAGAACAGUACCUCAAAUGAAGAAGAGGGCUCUUCACUUGCUUCCAGAUUUGAACGGAACGAAAUAGAGCUCCCGGGGGACCGUGUGACGAGAGUAGAGAAAGCCGGGGACGAGGAGCGCCCUCCCUGAACCCAGCCGCGCGGCCUUUUUUGCACAUGUCAC
Molecule: messenger RNA, 1052 nt
Organism: Acaromyces ingoldii
Lineage: Eukaryota; Fungi; Basidiomycota; Exobasidiomycetes; Exobasidiales; Cryptobasidiaceae
Exons: 4
Coding region: 19-609 (196 amino acids)
Source: RefSeq, a predicted model, not a curated record